Molecule: messenger RNA, 1999 nt
Organism: Doryrhamphus excisus (bluestripe pipefish)
Lineage: Eukaryota; Metazoa; Chordata; Actinopteri; Syngnathiformes; Syngnathidae
Gene: nr2e3
Product: nuclear receptor subfamily 2, group E, member 3
Biological process (GO): regulation of DNA-templated transcription
Molecular function (GO): sequence-specific DNA binding; zinc ion binding; DNA-binding transcription factor activity
Source: RefSeq, a predicted model, not a curated record
ACAGACCCUGAUGGUCAGUGGGAGGACAUACAAACCUGUGCAACACGUGCGACUUUGAGCCAGUCUGCAUCUCCACACUGGGAGCUACAGAGAGACUCUGCAGGGGAACUCAGGAGCUGCAGAGGCCCACCCACUUUUUUUUUUUUUACCCCCAAAAGGACCCUCACUUUGUUUGCUAAUACGAGACAUUCUAUCUGGAAACUUACAGGCUAAGCAGACAGUUUUUGCCCUCUGUCAAGAAUCAUUAAGAAGAAAGAAGAAAUGAUGGAGGACCACCUGACAAAGUUAUCCAUGAUGCCAUCUUCCUCCCCGACGGAAUCAACCGGGACGGAUGACAGCAGAGGAGCCAAGAGUCCGGCCCCUGGCAAAGCCCUCAGCCCGGCUUUGGUCUGUAAAGUGUGCGGAGACACCAGCAGUGGUAAACACUACGGCAUUUACGCCUGCAACGGCUGCAGCGGCUUCUUUAAACGCAGUGUGAGAAGGAGGCUCAUUUACAGGUGUCAGGCAGGUACAGGUAUGUGCCCAGUGGACAAAGCUCAUCGCAACCAGUGUCAGGCUUGCCGACUGAAGAAGUGCUUACAGGCCGGCAUGAAUAAAGACGCUGUUCAGAAUGAGCGUCAACCCCGCAGCACAGCUCAAGUGCGUCUGGACUCCAUCGAUGUGGACCCUGAGAAGGAACACCUGGCCACCACACGGGAACCCACCUCCUCCUCGUCUUCUUCUUCCUCCUCAAGCGGCUCUGUCAUCACAUGGCCCCACAUCACCUCGUCCAUAGCCAUUGCCUCCUCUGUGCCCCCACAACGCUGCGUCAGCCCUCAGAACAACCAUCGCUUCAUGGCCAGCCUCAUGACAGCAGAGACUUGUGCCAAACUGGAGCCCGAGGACGUUGACGAAAACAUCGAUGUGACCAGCAAUGAACCAGAGCGAGCGUCCUCGGAGUACCACAUGGCACUUUACCCGUCCUCCUCGGAAAAUGUAUACGAGACAUCGGCCAGGCUUCUCUUCAUGUCUGUGAAGUGGGCCAAAAACCUUCCCGUGUUUUCUAACCUGCCCUUCAGAGACCAGGUGAUCCUGCUGGAAGAGGCGUGGAGUGAGCUCUUCCUCCUGUGCGCAAUCCAGUGGUCUUUGCCACUGGACAGUUGCCCACUUCUCUCCCUGCCGGACCUCUGCCCCGGCAUGCAAGGCAAAACCAGCUACACGAGCCUUGACCUCAGACUCCUGCAGGAGGUCUUCAGUCGAUUUAAGGCUCUUGCCGUCGACCCCACGGAGUUCGCCUGCCUCAAAGCCAUUGUGCUUUUUAAACCCGGUGAGGAGCCUGCAUGUCGUUUUCAGCGAAAGGUUCCAAGUUCGAAUGUAUUCUUACCAAUCUUCUCAUCCACAGAGACCCGUGGUCUGAAAGAUCCAGAACAAGUGGAGAAUCUUCAGGAUCAGUCCCACGUGAUGCUGGGACAGCACAUUCGCUCCCAUUAUCCCAGCCAACCUGCCAGGUUUGGAAAGCUGCUUCUUCUUCUCCCGUCUCUGCGUUUUGUGAAUUCUGAGCGCAUCGAGCUGCUGUUCUUCCACCGGACCAUCGGAAACACUCCCAUGGAAAAACUGCUGUGUGACAUGUUUAAAAACUGACUGUUACCUAAAACCUGUGUUGUGCUGUCUUCAAACAUUCUUCCAACCAGGGUGGAAAGGGAUGAUUGACAUGAUGAUUGACAGAUUAUUGCUUUUUUUUUUUUUUUUUUUACCCCUGUGAGGUUAAAUCUAAGGUCACUUUACUUUUUGUCUGCUCUUGUCGCAUUAGACAAAUUUUGUGUACACCAUUAUGCUUGCUACUUACAAUUGAAUUUGUGUGUUGCGCAAUUGAGUGGCCAUCAGCUAGUGUUUGUUUAUUUUUGUCUUCCAGUGAAUAUUACAUUGCACAUGUUAUUGCUUGGAUGAUAGAUGGAUUGUAUAUUCAAUGUGGCUGUCAUAUACAUGUUGUAAAGACUUGAUAAAUGGAAGCAUUGCUUAA